GCAGGAAAUGUUUGCUCUCUUCCCCAAGAAUGGCCCAAUCAAGGGUAAGUGCCAGAAACGUGCGAGAUUGUUUCACGCACAAAGCAUCAAUCUCAAAAGUGAGUCUAGGCCAGCAAGCUCUUCUUUUUUACGGAAAGCUCUCUUUGAGAUGAAGGCAUUUGACUUUGAGGACCACGUUUGUGGAACAACAUUGUGGUCUGGAUCGUUCAAGUGAAAGAGUGAAAAUGGUGAUCCUAGACAAAUAUGAACACGACAAUAGCUUCACAUGCAGUGUUCCCCCUCAGAUGUCCGUACAAUGUGGAACCCAGGGUGCCCAACGGGGGUGGAGGCAAACAAAAAGAGAGUGGGUGAAUGACAAAAGGGUCUUAAAUUAGCUUGGAUUCAUGUUUGGAACUCAUCAAGACGAACAACCCGGACGACGAGGAAGAAGAAUAUAAAGAAAAAGAGAGGAGGAGGGUUGAGCGUUUGUGUCCCAUGGUCUUCUGUAGUCUCAAUUGGCGAAGAACUUACAGAAUCAUAGCAGACACUGGUUUAAGAUGAACAAUAUUUAUAACACAGGCAAGGAAAUGUUCCUAGUUCCAACGAUCAAAGCUUGUUUAUCGUCCAACUCAUUGAGCUUAUUGUGAAAGCGAUGGCAUGCUAGGCAAGAAGCAUCAUGUGUCGUUAGCAAAAAACGAGCGUCGAUAAAAAAAAAAUAGGGUCACGUGUCCGUCUUGUUCUCAGUUCCAGAUUUUGAUGGGACUUUUAACUGAUGACCUGGUCUCCCUGGUGUUGGUGUAUGCAUGUGUGGUGGGAGAAGAGGAUCAUCUUUGGAGUAAUGAUGAUCAUCUUGUUAUUUGUCGAGGCUCUGUACGGAAGCUCAUCAGUCAAGGAAAUGGUUCCGCCCCAUCCCACAGCACGUACUGUGCCACGUUCCAAGUUCCACGUACGGAGACAGUCCACAGCGCUACACAUGGGAUAUCUUUACGUUCACAACUGGAUGGAGGAUGGAUGCGAAUGAUCCACUAGGAGACAACAUGGAAAUGGGCUCUCCCUGGGUGGUGAGGGGCGUACUGCAUAGAGUAUGUACAACGGUUAAUGGCAACUGCUAAGGGUGAGAAAGAAGGGGAUCGGUGUAUGUAGGACGUACUUGGCAAAUGGAAUGUUAGCGUGGGAUGGGACUCUUGGAACCGUCGACGACAACGACGACGUCGAAGGAGGGGAAGAGACAAAAUGGGUUCCGCUUGCAUCCUUCCUGUCAUGACAUCCAAACGAGGCUUUUUACAACAAACCCCUCAGGAGCUUCCUUGGAAAACUCGUACUUUGAAAACAUUCAAAAUAUGUGUAAAUGUUGGGACCAUAAUAUUGAAUGAUAUGUCAUCAUUGUUGGGGCACCGCAACUACGUAGAAGUGAACUGUUAAAAACAUUUCGUUAUGCAAUCUGACGAUUUCGUUAUCAGUUAACAAAGAACUUCAGUGGGCACACUUGCAAUAUGUCAUGUCAAAAAGUGCAAGUGGAUCAAAGUUAAACAUGGGAGGAACGUUUUGGGCUAAGGCAAAACAUGGGCCGAAAAAGAUCUUGGAUAAUAUCACGAUUGAACCAAUGAUUAUCUUGUUCAACUUCUCGGACGCUUUGGAUAUGCUGAGUUUGGACCAACUCAAAAUUGAAAAGACCUGUAUUCAAAAGUUUAACUACACUUCCGAAAUGUGCAGUAACCUUGUCGAAUACGAAGAUGCAAAUCUGGAGGUUCAAAAUUAUGUGGCUCAGUUUAAUGUGUAUGUGACCGUCAUCGUUUCCAUUUUCCCGGCCAUUCUGGCUUUCUAUAUGGGUGCUUGGUGUGACUUGAUUGGCCGGAAAGUCAUCAUGUUAGCCUUCUUUUCGGCCAAGGCCCUUGGCGCAGCCUUUCUGGUUUGCUAUUCUCACUGGAUGGACAUGCCUUUGGAGUACUUCUUUGUAGCCAUGGCCAUUCCCUCCAUAAUGGGCGGAGAUCCGGCUUUCAAUAUGUCCGUCUACUCCUUCAUUUCCGACAUCUCACGACCCGAGCAAAGAGCAUUCCGUAUGGGAAUGAUCCAUAUCUCAACCAAGAUUUUCAGGCCUUUUGCACUACCUUUGGGUGCUUGGCUGCUACGAGAAGGAAGUUUUGUGGCUGUCACCGCCACGUCAUGCGGUGGAUUUGCUCUUGGGGGAUUUCUAUUAUGGCUGCGACUGCGGUCGUUCAAUUGGACCCCCGUGAAAUCGGAUACGGAUAGCAAGCGAAACAUGUUCCACCCAUAUCAUGUCUGGGACUCAAUUACAACCAUCUUUAAACCUCGUCCCAACCAUCGAAGAAUGUAUCUAUUACUCCUUAUGGGUACAAUGAUCUCGAUCUAUGCUCCUUUCCAAGGCGAGAAAAAUGUCAGCUAUUUCUAUGUGCGAACCCGAUUCGGUUGGGAAGUGGAUGAGUAUAGCAACUAUAAUACGUUUCAGCAAAUCGUCAGCACGAUAGGACAAGUCAUCGCCAUUCCAAUUCUGGCCUACUACGACAUUUCAGAGACGCUCUCAAUCAUCAUAAUGGUGGUCACAACCAUGAUCCGACACAUUGUUCAAGGAUUGGCUACACAAGAGUGGUUGUUCUACCUGGGAGCGUUAAUCGAUUUAAUGGACUUUUACCCCUUGGCCGUGACUCGGGCUCUGAUUUCGUCUUGCGCUCCCAAACACGAGUUGGGCAAGGUGCUGGCUUUGAAUUCCAGUUUAGAAGGCCUCGUACCGUUAAUAAUCAGCCAAAUCUACGCUUCCAUUUGGCAGUAAUGGAUUCAUUGGCGCUAUUUACAUAUUUUCCGCCUCCAUGACUGCCGUGGGUCAAGUCUUUUCCAUCUUCAUUCACGUUCACCUGAAAGGGCAAAGAUUGGCGGCCUUAGACCAAAGCAAUAUGGAUGAAGA
Molecule: messenger RNA, 2899 nt
Organism: Tigriopus californicus
Lineage: Eukaryota; Metazoa; Arthropoda; Copepoda; Harpacticoida; Harpacticidae
Product: proton-coupled folate transporter-like
Exons: 7
Coding region: 1478-2767 (429 amino acids)
Biological process (GO): transmembrane transport
Cellular component (GO): membrane
Molecular function (GO): transmembrane transporter activity
Source: RefSeq, a predicted model, not a curated record